This is a messenger RNA of Cladocopium goreaui, 541 nucleotides long. The record is from the annotation of a GenBank genome assembly. NCBI's taxonomy places the organism in Eukaryota, Dinophyceae, Suessiales, Symbiodiniaceae.
GGGGUAGCUGAUAGCGGAUAGCCAAAGACCUGUUCAAAAAGCCCUGUUCAAACGCUCCCAAUGUGUUUGCAGGAUCAGGAGGAAGCUUUGGGACGCGACCGCCGACCCAAAGCUUUCAGCACUUUAGCUGUUGUGGAGGAGGGUCCAAAGGCACACGUGCUCUGGGAGCUCUUCCUGUCAGCCAAGAAGGUCUGUCUUCACCUCUUCCGCAGCCUCCGGCAGAAUCUUCAUCUGCUCAUGGAAAAGGAGGUGAAGACAUUGAUGUUGCCGCCACGGCAGCUGAAAGGCGGAAAGAGUGUCAAGCCCUCUUUCAAGCCGUUGUCGUCCUUUGCACACAGAGAUGGUGGACCGCUUCGCCGUGUUCCAAAGUCAUGGACACUGGCUGUGAUGGCCGGUUCAGACUGACAGAGGAAAAUCCGAAAGGAUCUGAAAGGUACAGUUGUGCUGGUGCUGUCACGAUGGCACACUCUGGCACGGGCUGAAAGACUGAAAGACGCCCACGACGGGCUUAGUUUGGCGACAUGUUCUGGGGGAAUCAAAG